Messenger RNA from Medioppia subpectinata, 819 nucleotides. Lineage: Eukaryota; Metazoa; Arthropoda; Arachnida; Sarcoptiformes; Oppiidae. The record is from the annotation of a GenBank genome assembly.
AUGUCUUAUGAUACAAUCGGGAACUUUAAAAGUGGUAUCAAAACUGUAUUAAUAAUGAACGCAAAGUUGAUCUGUAUUUUGGUUUUGAUGUCGGGUUUGUUGGCGACUAGUGUUUGGGCCGAAGUAUCGGUGGAGUCAAUACAAGAGCAACAGUUUUACGCUAAACUCAAUGGCAGUUAUUGUUACGACAGUGCCGUCAAUGCGAUAACCGGUGCCAAUGAUAUGAAACGAUUUUGUUGGUACAUAACAAACAUGUGCUCAAAAAAUGACAAUUUAGUGCUAAAUAGCAUUUUUAACCCAUUUUUGCCAACAACUGAAUCUGAAGUGGCUUUAAAUAAUGAAACUGAGAUCAUUAGUGGACCCGAAGAGGAAUUGGCCAAAGAGUUGGAAAUUAAAGCCAUAAAUGCUGCCAAUUGUUCACAAUAUGAGCAGUCAUUGGAUUUGAUAACCCAGGCUAUCAAUACAGCUCCCAGAAGAGCAUCCUGUAGGCCUUACAACAAUAGAGCUCAAGUCCAUCGAGAGAUGGGAAAUACUGAACUUGCAUUCCAGGACCUCAAUAAUGCUAUCAAUUUGAGUGAUGGUAAAGGACUGGUCGCCCGACAGGCCUACUGUCAACGCGGACUCAUUCAGUUGCUUAACAACAAACAAACUGAAGGUAUUGAAGACAUGGAAAUAUCGGCCAAAAUGGGCAAUGAGUUUGCGAAAGCACUGGUCGUCCAAAUGAAUCCAUACGCAGCCCUCUGUAAUCAAAUGCUCAGAGAUAUGAUCGACAAGUGCCGCAAAGGCGACCAAUGAAUCUCAUAUCUAACAUACAAUUAU